Molecule: messenger RNA, 2348 nt
Organism: Linum tenue
Lineage: Eukaryota; Viridiplantae; Streptophyta; Magnoliopsida; Malpighiales; Linaceae
Source: the annotation of a GenBank genome assembly
CCCAACUUCUCAUUUUCCCUCUUUCACAAGCAGUCCCUCUCUUUCUCUCUCCCUACUAUCUAUCAAACCUCCUUUUUGACUAAAAGAACUUCACAACUGGGAGCUGGGUAUCACUUGUUCUAAUCUCUAAUCCAUUUCACCACCCCCUUUCCUUUCUGUCUUUUGAUUAUAAUGGGCAAAUAAAGACUUGUUUAUGAAAUGGGUUCCCUUUUCUCCAUGGUUUUAGGUUUCAGCUGUGGGUAGAGAUUUGUUUUUUUCCCCCUACCUUUUUCACUAUUUUCUGGAGAUGGGUCUGGGUCCUGAUUCUUCCAAACCCAAGUUGCAGUUUGAGGUGAAAUCAAAGGGCAACAACAACAAGAAGAAGAAGAAGCAGAGAGAUGUUGUGGUGGGUAGGAAUAGGUCAGAGGAAGAUUUUGGCUGCUGGAUUAGAUUGAGGCUGAUCGGUGGUUGCAUGCCUUCAAGAUCAAAAGUUGAUAGCUCCUUGAGUGGCAUCACUAAUCAAUAUGCUGAAAGCCAGUCUGCAAAUGAGAAAAUCAAAGACCAACCAGUUGUCCCAGUAUUGUCGUCUACGACUACUAGUAAUGCAGAGAGUACAGCAUCAACACCUAAAUUCAGCGAGGAACUAAGGCUUGCUUCUCAGCUGCGGAAGUUCACGUUCAAUGACCUUAAACUAGCGACUAGGAACUUCAGGCCCGAAAGUCUGCUAGGGGAGGGUGGUUUUGGAUGUGUCUUCAAAGGGUGGAUUGAGGAGAAUGGGACUGCUCCAGUUAAACCAGGAACCGGUCUCACUGUCGCAGUGAAAACCCUGAACCAUGAUGGCCUUCAGGGUCAUAAAGAGUGGCUUGCUGAAGUUAAUUUUCUUGGGAACCUUCUCCAUCCGAAUUUGGUCAAGUUGAUUGGUUACUGCAUUGAAGACGACCAAAGGCUGCUGGCGUACGAGUUUAUGCCUCGUGGAAGCUUGGAGAACCACCUCUUCAGGACAGGGUCCUUGCCACUUCCUUGGUCAAUCAGAAUGAAAAUCGCACUUGGUGCUGCUAGAGGUCUUGCAUUUCUUCAUGAAGAAGCUGAAAGACCAGUAAUAUAUCGUGAUUUCAAAACAUCAAACAUCUUAUUGGAUGCGGACUACAACUCCAAACUUUCCGACUUUGGCCUUGCAAAGGAUGGUCCCGAGGGAGAUAAGACUCAUGUAUCUACACGAGUUAUGGGGACAUAUGGCUAUGCUGCCCCAGAGUAUGUGAUGACUGGACACUUGACGUCAAAGAGUGAUGUAUACAGCUUCGGAGUAGUUUUACUAGAAAUGUUAACUGGUCGGAGGUCCAUGGACAAGAACCGACCUAACGGGGAGCACAACCUAGUGGAAUGGGCAAGGCCACAUUUUGCCGACAGAAAAAGGUUCUACAGAUUAUUAGACCCUCGUCUCGAAGGCCAUUUCUCGAUCAAAGGUGCUCAGAAGGCUAUACAACUAGCAGGGCAGUGUCUCAGCCGCGAUCCAAAAGCCAGGCCUAGAAUGAGUGAGGUAGUUGACACAUUAAAGCCUCUACCAAGCUUGAAAGACAUGGCCAGCUCUUCUUACUUCUUCCAGACUAUGCAAGCGGAGCGCAACAAGUCGAACUUGAAUUCCAAGAAUGGGGUUAGAACUCAGGGUGGAUUUAUGACGAGGAACGGUCAAACUCUGAGGAGCUUAUCGAGCUUAAGCGAUGCACGUGCGGCUUCUCCAUAUAACCAGCCUUGCCAGUCACCAAAACCUAAUGGGAAGAAGUCAUAGCAGUGGUUGGGUGGGAUCAGAGCAUGUGUUGUUUAUAUAUUGAAAUUUUAGGUCCUAUUGGGUGUGGAUUUGCCACUUCCAUGGUUAAGUAUCAGGAAUUAGAACCAUAGGUGGCCCCCCAUUGGGAUCUUUGGUGAAUGCAUCUUCUUUGUGUAUCUGUGUAAGUAAAAUGACAAAGAUAGCCUCUUUCUUCUCCUGGCCUUCAAAAGUGUGGAGCCUUGGUAUCAGAAGUCAACAGGGGGUGAUAUUGGAAUCAAAGAAAUGGGUAUUAGAGAGUUGGAAUUAGUAGUGUGAUUAACAGCUGCUGGGCAUGGUAAGUACAUGGAACAGAAAGUAAAUCUGCUUCUUUUUCGAUAUCUUUUCCCCCCUUUUCUGAAUGUAGUCAUUCAAUGAUGUUUCAUUAACUUGGUCAUCAGUCCUGCUAUUAGCCUUCUCCAUUUCUGUUAAGCUCCUGUUGUUGCUUUCUUCUCCCCUGGAGCUAACUGGUGCCAUUUUUAUUGUUGGGAGGAAGAUUAUAGACACUAUCCAUCUGUAAAGAGGAAUGAAGCACACAAGUUGGUGCUGUAAAGUUAUCCUCUUUUUC